Molecule: messenger RNA, 3291 nt
Organism: Arabidopsis lyrata subsp. lyrata
Lineage: Eukaryota; Viridiplantae; Streptophyta; Magnoliopsida; Brassicales; Brassicaceae
Product: protein PAT1 homolog 1
Exons: 5
Coding region: 315-2681 (788 amino acids)
Biological process (GO): deadenylation-dependent decapping of nuclear-transcribed mRNA; P-body assembly
Cellular component (GO): P-body
Molecular function (GO): RNA binding
Source: RefSeq, a predicted model, not a curated record
GGAGGAUUUGUUCGAGAUGUGUCAAUGUUACGCAGAGCACAGGGCAGAGAUAAUAAAAAGGCUCUCUCUCUUUCUUUCUCUCUCUUCUCUAAUCUAAUCAAAAAAUCUCUUCUUUAGGAAGAGAAGUUUCCUCUUCCGACUUUCUUCUUUCUCAUGAAUCCCGGAAAAUCGGGAACCCUUAGCGAUUUCAGCUAAUCUUUACUUAACUUUUCCUUUCUUUUCUUUAGUUCUAACAACAAGUAGCAAUACCCUUUUGGAGAUUCGAUCGUAUUAGCUGUUUUUUUUUUUUGUGUUUUAGCUGUCUUGUGUUGAUCAUGGAGAGAUCUGAUUCUAGAGAUUUCUAUACCUUUGCUCGGACUUCUUCUGAUAAGAAUAGUGCACUCUUUGACGCAUCUCAAUAUGAGUUCUUUGGUCAAAGUCUUGAAGAAGUGGAAUUGGGUGGUCUUGAUGAUGAUGUUACUGUUCGUGGACAUGUCGAUGAUGAAGAGUAUCAUUUGUUUGAUAAAAGAGAGGGUGCUGGUUUAGGAUCACUAUCUGAGAUGGAUGAUCUUGCCACAACUUUUGCAAAGCUGAACAGAAAUGUUACCGGGCCCAAACACCUUGGAGUAAUUGGUGACAGAGGAUCAGGGUCCUUUUCAAGAGAAAGUUCUACUGCUACAGAUUGGACACAAGAUAAUGAGUUCACAAGCUGGUUGGAUCAGAACACGCUUGAAGAACAAGUUCAGGAAGCUAGUUGGUCUUCACAGCCACAGUCGUCUGCUAAUUCAUCUUUAUACAGGACAUCCUCAUAUCCUCAGCAGCAAACACAGCUACAACAUUACAGUAGCGAACCGAUUAUUGUACCAGAAUCGACUUUUACGUCUUUUCCUUCACCUGGAAAAAGAUCUCAACAGUCUUCACCGAGCCAUAUUCAUCGUGCUCCUUCUCUUCCUGGUGGUAGUCAGUCGAACUUUUCAGCACCAAAUGCCUCUCCGUUGUCGAAUUCUACUUUCCAUCUCUCAGGAUUGUCACAUGGACCACCGCAUUAUGGUAAUAAUUUGGCUAGAUAUGCCUCAUGUGGUCCUACUCUUGGUAACAUGGUGCAGCAACCUCCUCAUUGGGUUACCGACCCCGGCCUUCUGCACGGUGAUCAUUCCGGGUUGUUGCACAGUCUAAUGCAACAGCAGCAUCUGCAACAAUUGCCUCCUCGGAAUGGUUUUACUUCACAACAGUUGAUUUCCCUUCAGCAGAGACAAUCUUUAGCUCAUCUUGCUGCAUUACAAUCCCAGCUGUAUAGUUCUUAUCCUUCUCCAUCACAUAAAGUUCCUUUUGGGGCUGCUGAAGUAAGAGAACACAAACAUAAGUCAUCUCAUAGAAGUCGAAAGAACAGAGGCAUCUCUCAACAGACCUCAGAUUUGGCUAGCCAGAAAAGCGAAAGCGGACUGCAAUUUAGAUCAAAGUACAUGACUUCAGAAGAGAUAGAGAGUAUUCUCAAGAUGCAGCAUUCCAGUUCACACAGUAGUGACCCUUAUGUCAAUGAUUAUUACCACCAAGCUCGGCUUGCGAAAAAGUCAUCCGGAUCAAGAGUGAAGCCUCAGUUGUAUCCUUCUCAUUUGAAGGACCACCAAUCUCGGUCCCGUAAUAGUUCUGAUCAACAACCACAAGUUCAUGUGGAUGCUCUUGGAAAGAUUACGCUUCCUUCUAUUUGCAGACCACGAGCGCUACUCGAGGUUGACUCUCCUCCUAGCUCUGGUGAUGGAAGGUCUGGUCAUAAGCAUCUUGAAGAUGAGCCUCUUGUCGCAGCUAGAGUCACAAUUGAAGAUGCUUUUGGAGUUCUUAUCGAUAUAGUUGACAUUGAUAGGACUCUCCAAUUCAACAGGCCACAAGACGGUGGUGCACAGCUCAGGAGAAAACGGCAGAUACUUCUAGAAGGAUUAGCAACAUCACUUCAACUUGUUGAUCCUUUUAGCAAAAGCGGCCAGAAAACCGCAUUGACCGCCAAGGAUGAUCUCGUGUUUCUACGCAUAGCUACUCUUCCUAAGGGUAGAAAAUUGCUGACAAAGUAUCUACAGCUUCUUGUUCCGGGUACUGAGAUCGCUCGGGUUGUCUGUAUGGCUGUAUUUCGCCACCUCAGGUUUCUAUUCGGUGGCCUACCGUCAGAUAGCAUUGCAGCAGAGACAAUAGCUAAUCUUGCUAAAGCAGUUACGGUUUGUGUUCACGCAAUGGACCUCCGAGCAUUGAGUGCUUGUCUUGCAGCUGUUGUUUGUUCUUCAGAACAGCCUCCUCUCCGUCCAAUAGGAAGUCCUUCCGGGGAUGGAGCUUCAGUUGUCUUGGUAUCUCUUCUUGAGAGAGCUGCUGAAGUAGUAGCAGUGGCGGUGGUUCCACCGCGUGUCAGCAACUCGAAUGAUGGACUCUGGAGAGCAUCGUUUGAUGAAUUCUUCUCUCUUCUUACUAAAUAUUGCAGGAGCAAGUAUGAGACAAUCCAUGGUCAGAACCAGGAUAAUGCAGCUGAUGUGUUGGAGCUAGCUAUAAAGAGGGAAAUGCCUGCCGAGCUUUUACGUGCGAGUCUUCGUCAUACCAAUGAAAACCAGCGGAAUUUCUUACUUAACGUUGGUCGUAGUGCAUCGCCAGUUAGCGAAUCAACAACUACAACGACGCGUGCAAGUGGUGGUCAGGUCAAUUCUGAAUUUGUGAGGGGUUAAAGUUUAACCAUAUAGGAAACAAACUGUGAGAUCAUGGACGGUGCCACGGUUUGUCUGAGUAGCUGGUGUAGAAAAUCAUACACAGGGCUCAGGUGAUUAAUGUUGUUCUUUUAGAUUUCUCUUUAAACUUCUUAGGUGCCUCGUUAUGGUGGUUGAAAGAUGGAGAAAGAGUAAAAUUGAAAGUGGGAGUUUGGUAAAACCGGAAAAAUAACUGAAUUUUCCGGGGGAGCUGUAUUUUUGGUUGCUCUGUGAUGGAAACUCCUAUUGGUAGGACUCAUUUAGGGUUUUAGGAGUUUGGAAGGAGAUUAGUGUUUGUGACUAUGUAUAGACUGAUGGUGAAUGGCGAAUGGUGAUUGGUAUGGUAAUGUGAUGGUGAUGACUGAUGGGGAUGCCGUGAUGGUGAAUGGUGCCGUAGCUAAGAGGUAUUUUGGUGUCUUAGCUUCAUGUGGGUUUGUUUGAAAUGUGGGCAUUGUAAUGACAAGGAACGCAAAGUUUUUUAAAAGUUGUUUCUAUUGGAUCAUGUCUCGAAUGUAUACUCUUCUGUUAUUUUGUAAGAAGUUGAAAACUUGAUAUGUAUUGGGCGGAAAAACGGUCUAUUUCCCCCCGAGAA